Lineus longissimus is the source of this 3247-nucleotide messenger RNA. Its product is annotated as leucine-rich repeat and immunoglobulin-like domain-containing nogo receptor-interacting protein 3. Lineage: Eukaryota; Metazoa; Nemertea; Pilidiophora; Heteronemertea; Lineidae. Gene Ontology annotation, molecular function: protein binding. The record is from RefSeq and is a predicted model, not a curated record. The transcript has 2 exons. The coding region runs from base 353 to 2239 and encodes 628 amino acids.
GCAAAACCCGCAUUUCUUCUUCAGCUGAGCUUAUGCCAUCGCUUUACACAGAUCCCCUCCAAGUAAACCUACAUCAUGCUUUUCCUGUUUGUUAAUCAAUUGAAGUCGCCGCGUACAUGACCGAUCUGUUGAACUUUGACAAGGCCUGUCUAAUAUCUGAUCAGUUAUUGUGCCAGUUAUUAUGACCUGAAUAAAACUAUGCAUGACAUAUCAAUGUGUACACUGUGGUUGUGAUGCAUUGUAAUAGGUACUUCUGGCAGUCCUGUGCAUGACUUCAUUCAUUUCCAGGCACAUGGCCUCAGUCCAUCUGGCUUAUGUGUGGAGAGAGCUUUGAACGCUUUGAUGCUGUACCAUGGCGACCAAAAGCUCUGGGCGAGGGCUACAUCUCCAGGUGCUGCUAUUUAUGGUAUCGUCAUACUUCGUGAUACUAGAUGGCGCCGGUAAACAUCAAGAUCCCGAAUUGUUCUGCAAAACUAUACGGGAGGGCAGCAUAGUCGUGACGAAGUGCACUGACCUGACUGACGAUACACUAUACACGGCUUUACGGCAGAUCUCUUCGGACACAACCAAUUUAACAAUAGUCGACAGCGCCCUUUCGCGUCUUAGCACAAGUGGCUUCAACUUGACCAACUUAGCAUCUGUCGCGUGGAUUAUGAUUGGUCCUUGUGAAGUCGCCGCCAUUGAUGACGAUGCAUUUCUCGGCCUUCGAAAUCUCAUGUACAUUUUCAUCAAUGGAAAUCCAUUUUAUUACGCCCCUCACACGACCAAAUGGACGGAGCAGCUGCCAAUGUUAAAGGAAUUCCACAUAACUGGAUCAAAUAUGAAAAUACUGGAGGAUACGUACUUCAAUGGCGGAACGUAUGAAGUUUUAGACUUGAGCUGGAAUCACAUUGAGUUCAUUAAGGACGAAACCUUCAGCAAAUCUGAGCUUAUAAAACAUUUAGAUCUCUCGAACAACUGGCUUAUGACAAUUUCAGAAGGAAGUUUCUACGGCCUGAAGAAUCUUAAAUCUCUAGAUAUUUCAAACAACAUGCAAAUGUUCGAUGCAAUUUACGGUUCAGAGAAACCCUUUCGUUUUCUUGCCAAGUUAGAAAGUUUGAAUGUUGCAAAUACCUCACGGAUUGGAAGGUUGCCCGACACAAUCUUAUACGGCAUGCCGCAGCUUAAAUAUAUCAAUUUCAGCAAUUUGAAUAUUCAUGAAUUCCCCGCCGAGGAGCUUCGCCUUGUGGCUGAUAAUGACCUCGUAUUUCUAGACCUUUCUUUCAACAAUAUUGAACAAAUCACAUCAGAAAAGUUAAAGCCAUUUUCGUCUUUACGUGAACUUUACCUUAGAGAUUCGCACGUCCGUCUGAUCGAAAAGGCAGUUGUAUCAGACCUCCAACGCCUCACCCGUCUGGACCUUUCAGAUAACCUGUACCUUGACAUAAAACUGUUGGGCUUGUCCAGUUUGAAGAAGCUGGAGUAUCUAAGCAUUCGAGGGCUUUUCCUGGGUUCCAUUGCGGACUCCUUUUUCGAAGGACUUGACGGGCUGAAAGAGGUCGAUCUUUCAAACAACAAUCUGACGCAAAUUACUCCCGAGUGUUUGUACCCUGUUUCCUCUGCCGAAGUUAUACUCAGCGACAACCCCUGGAAUUGUAAUUGCUUCAUGCUCCCGCUAAAAGUGUGGAUAUUGACGCAUAAGUUAGACUAUAACAUAACCUGUAGUUCUCCGCAGGACGUAAGAGGGCAACAGCUACAAAAUCUGACGAACAAAACAUUGUGCCGCGUCCCUUACAUCAAAGAUUGUUGCCACGUAUCCGUCGAAGCAUACGACGGAAAUGACGUCACGGUUAAAUGCGUCACGUGGGGCGAUCCUCAGCCGAACGUCACUUGGCAGGUUUUAAAUGGAAACCCCUUCCCUUCAAACCGCACUAUCAUGAGGGAUUACAACCAAACUUUAGUACUAAAGGACUUGGGCAUGGAUAAUUCUGGAAAUUUUUCUUGUGUUGCCGCGAAUGAAAUAGGUGCAGCUACAAAGUAUUUCGAGCUGAUCGUACUGCAAUCAGCGGUCUUGGAAUAUGCAGAGAUUAUCGCCAUUGCAUGUGUGGGUAGUAUUGUUCUGUUUGCCUUGGUUUGGCUAGGCUGUUUCCUGAUUUUUAAACAGAAAUACUUUGUGUAUAAACCGUAUGUAGAUGAUGAUUCGAACGAGGAGCGUGAUUAUCUCGUUCGGGGUAUACAAGUCAGGGUUCAGGCUGACUAGAUGUUGGUUUCACAGUUGGACUUGAGAUUUUCGCACAGCCUGUCUUCAUGCUAGCGGGUGACAGUUAUUCAUUGUUGCCACAACAGUUCUCAACAGCGUGCAAAAACAAAAACCAUGAUCCUUGUACAGUGUGCAAAAAAUAAAAACCACGAUCCUUGUAAAGAAUUUAUAUUCAAAACUGUAUUAGAGUGCAAUGUUAAGCUCCAUCAUCAUAAAAUGUCUACAAAAUACGAUGAGAGUCUUUCAUCAACAUGAAACAUUUGCAGGUCAGUCACAAUUGUAUGUUAAUGGGCUGAACACGAGUUCAGCUGGGCAGUGCUUCUGAAAGGCGAUCCCACGGCCACUCACUUGAAAUGAUGCGCAAUCGUUUCGAUCCGGGUAGGUGCCAUCAGGCUUUCCUGCGCAUGUGAAUUUCGUACCUGAAAGGAUUUAAUGUCAUUUCUAAAAGUGUGCAGUUUUGGACAGAAUGGGACUUCUUCCUUUUUCAAAUUUUAACAAAGAAAAUGCCCUAAGUGAGUUGACUGGCCUACUACACCGGUUGCUCUGUUGUACGAAAUUCCCUUCUCCAAAAAGGUGGUACUUGAUUAAGCAGUGUACGAAAGACUAGGAGUGACGGCUCAGUUUUAAGAUGGGAUGAUUUUUGGUUACGUUUUCUAUCUGUGUCAAAUGGGAAUUAAAUUCCCACAUAGCGCCUCAUACACGUAACCAUUAGACUCGCCACACAUGUUGUGGGCGUUAGGAUUCCCUACCUGGUUUCGGUGUUGGGCCUACUGGUCUUUUAGUAGGUGUGAUUGGUCCAGUGGUCAGCUCGGGCCCACCGGUUUGUGGAAGCGGCUUAACGCUGAAGAAUGGAAAAACACAUUUUCUUCUCAGCGAUACAGACAUUUUUCAUGAAAUAAAACCUGUUCUGAAUGAAAAUUACCGAUAAUGUUUUAAAACUUUGUGUAAUUUGUAUUAGUCUAGGGGUUAUGACGUUGAAUGAAUGAAGUCUUGAAUCCAAAGAAACCU